GUCUUAUUAGAAAAUUUUCUCCCGCAACACCGUGCCAGUGCAGGACCGUCGUGGUGGAAAACUUUCGCCAGUCGUCUCAAUUUUCCCUUCUCGUUCACGCGCAGCGGUUUGUUCAUCGGAAUUUUCAUUUUUCAUGUUAGGGGACACAGUCGUCGCCAGUCAGAGAUCGGAGCCACACACAACGGGUAGGACGAGACAGAAUCAGACUCGCACUUUUCAUGAUGCGUUGUCAUUGUGAGAGAAUCCAUCAGAAAAAGUGAAACACCCUCCGCCCACCGUCGUCCGUCGUCGUUUAGGUGAAAACGGGAAUGUAAAAUCGAAAAUUUUCGGUGCAAUAAAUGGUUUUCUCGGUCGGAAAGUGAUCAAUUCCGUCGCUCGGAUGCAACGGGCGAUUGAACUUGCAGGAAAUUGGCAGUUUGGUGAAAAGUUGGCGAAGAAAACGAGCCGAGAAAAAGUGACGAGUAGUUAUGUGAAUUUUCAUCUUAUUUUUCUUGUUCCUCCUCCUCUCCGUGUGUCCAGUCAAGUGCAACGCCAGCGAAACGCGAAACUGUGUGAUGAUUUGAACGGAUUGAUGAAAUAAUUGUGUGGCAGAGUGGAAUUUUUUUUCCUACGUUGAUUUCUGUUGGUUUUUAGGUUCGUCCGUGGAAGAGUGUUGUUCGUGUCGCUGUGUGAAUUAUUGUAGGCACAGUGUAAAACAAGGUAGAGCAGUGGGGUGUAGGAGGAAAGUGCUGCAGCAGCAGGAGGCGGACAGCAGGAACUAGCGCUACUGUCUGGAGGAGCACAUCCGGUAAAGAUGGCAGCACUCAAUGAUUUGGAAGUUUUGCGGUCGGAGAUCGAGCGCCUGAACCGGGAGCUCGACCAGGCCAGCAGUGAGAACAUCCAGUCGGCCAAAUACGGCCUGGGGCUGCUGGAGGAGAAACAAUCCCUGCAGUCCAAGUGCGAGGAACUGGAAGCGCUGUACGAGAACGCACGGCACGAGCUGGAAAUCACACAAGAGGCGCUGCAAAAAUUUCAAAAGACACAGCAAGUCACCACCAAAAGUGGCAUCGAGCAGGAAGAUGCCCUGCUCAACGAAUCCGCCGCGAUGGAAACGUCCCUCAACCUGCAGAUUCUGGAGCUGGAGAACGAAACCAAACAGCUGCGGCACGAGCUGGAACGGGUCACGAACGAACGGGACCGCAUGCUGCAGGAAAACUCGGAAAUCGGCCGGGACAAAUCCGGCGCGGAAGCGGAACGGGCCCGGUUAAAGGCCGAGCUCAAAGACAUGAAAUACAGGGAAACACGAAUGCUCAGCGACUACAGUGAACUGGAGGAGGAGAAUAUUUCUCUACAGAAGCAGGUGGCCAGCUUGCGGAGUUCACAGGUCGAAUUUGAAGGUGCCAAACACGAAAUCCGAAGACUCUCAGAGGAAAUAGAGUUGCUCAACUCACAAGUGGAGGAGUUGGCUAGUUUGAAGAAGAUCGCCGAGAAGCAAAUGGAAGAUGCAUUGACCGCGCUUCAAAUUGAGCGUGAGCAAAAGUAUGCACUGAAGAAGGAACUUGAUACACAUAUCAAUCGGGAAUCGAUGUACAACAUUAGCAAUCUGGCAAUCAGUAUACGGGGCAUGGAGGAGAGCACGCUGAAUAGCAGCGAUUGUGAAGAUGAACUGCCUACCCUGAAAGACUCGACACUCAAACGGUUGGAAACCCUGGAGGCAGAGACGGCCGACCUAAAGUCACCCGACGGCACCAAGGUCGAUCUGUUCUCCGAGAUUCAUCUGAACGAACUGAAGAAAUUGGAAAAGCAAUUGGAGUCGAUCGACAACGAGAAGCUCAGCCUGACGGCCAACCUGCGAGAGGCUCAGCAGAAUCUGGAUAAGAGCCAGAACGAGAUGCAAAACUUCAUGGCCAAGAUCACGCUGCUGGCGGCCCAUGUGGAUGCGCUGGCAAAUCUCAAGAAGCAGAUCGCGGCGGAGGACAAAUUUGCAAAUGUGUCGAACAACAAGGACAAGGUGAUGAACGACAAGCUGAACGAAGCCAUCCUGCAAUACUCGAAUUGGUUCACACUCAGCUCGAAGGAAAUCGACACCUUGAAGGCCGAUCUAGUCGAACUGCAAAAGGGUCUGAACUGCUCAGACGCCAUGGCUGUGCUGCGUAAUGAAAUUACCAACCUAAAGAAUAAGUUACUAUCCUCAGAGCAGAAAUCGCUGGAUCUGCACAGUGACGUUCACGUGCUGACGACUCUGUCUCAAACCGCUGGCCAAAGUCUCAAUUCCACCCGCAGCAAUCUGGUGUCUCUCAGCGACGAUCUCGCCCAGCUGUACCAUCUGGUUUGCACAGUCAACGGUGAAACACCGAAUCGUGUUCUGCUGGAUCACAAGAAUGACGAUCUAAGCUUCGACAACGAUUCGCUGUCCGCCAUUCAGUCGCAGCUCAAGUCCGACAUCCUUACCUCGAAGCCGCAUGUCUUCGAAGAUCUGCAGGCGCUGAGCGAUGCCGUCGAGAUCAAAAAGUACGUCGACACGAUCAGCGAUCAGAUCAAGUACCUCAAGAGCGCCGUCGAGCACACGAUCGAGCUGAACAAGGACAAGGUCUCGGACGUGGCCGCCGGCGACAAGGACGCCAAGGAGGAGAUCGCCGAUUUGCAUGAACAGAUCAUCAAGCUCAAGAGUUUGCUCUCGACGAAACGGGAACAGAUCGCCACCCUGCGAACGGUACUCAAAUCGAACAAGAACACGGCCGAGGUGGCGCUGACGAACCUCAAGUCCAAGUACGAGAACGAGAAGCUGGUGGUGAGCGACACCAUGUCCAAGCUGCGAAACGAGCUGAGGAUCCUCAAGGAGGACGCCGCUACCUUCUCGAGUCUUCGGGCAAUGUUUGCCGCCCGUUGCGAAGAAUACGUUACGCAGGUCGAUGAGCUGACCCACCAACUGUCGGCUGCCGAGGAGGAGAAGAAAACUCUGAACCAACUGCUGCGGUUGGCCGUGCAGCAGAAACUGGGCCUUACCCAAAAGCUGGAAGAGCUGGAAAUGGACCGUGAAAUGCGCCACGUCCGGCGACCGGCGAUGCCAGCCCGAGGCGGUGGCAAGUCCGCCUUCUCCCGCGGAGUUCCCGCUCGCAGCAGCAACCAGAACCCGAACAACAGCAGUAACAAUCCGAACCAAGCAUUCUUCUAACAUAAGGUUAGCGUACAGCGUAAGAUCUUAGCCUUUCUUUACACUCUGCUGAAGAUGUAAAGAGCCGUUGAACGUCGUCCAACAUGUUUUGAGUUUCAUCUCUAAGGGCCGUUCCCCCUCGUGUGGGGAUUUCCAUCUUCCUUUCGUGAAGAUCGGGAAUACGCGCGAAUCCUUCCAUCCAAUCAAAAAUAGGUUUUCUCCUAGUUUACCCAUAACCGUAAGCUAAAUUGUUUACCAGUGCAUCCGCAUCCACGCGCAUCACAUUCCUUCGGGAAGUGCUGGAUGGGCUCUGCGUCUCCUCACCUGCUCUUUUUGUACUAUACACAAACCGGAGGUCGAAUGAACUUUAAAUUGUAAGUCAGAACUAAAUGUGCGACGAGUGAAUGAAGAAGCAUAUAUUUUUAAUAAUAUUAUAGGACAACGGACGACGGACGCGUUCCGAAGAACGAAAUCGGAACGUAACCCGCAGUCGGGAAAAUUGCAUACCUAAUACGAAAGUAAGGCGAAUGUGUGAAAGUAUAUCGUUAAUUUAUUUUGAUAAGACUAUAAUAUAUUAUUACACGACAACAGUGGCUAACAAAAAACCAAUACAUAUUUGAACAGUUUAUUAUUGCUAUUUGUUUAGGGAUCAGAAAGGGGAAGAUUGAACACUGCCUUGUAUAGGCACAAGCUGUACGCGAAACAUAGAAAAGCUGAAGGGAAGUACUCCGUUUGGUAUAAAGUUCUUUUGGUAAACUUCGUUUUGCCAUGCAACCAUGAACAGAACGGCCAAUUCGAAGAGAAGAAACAUGUUUAAUGUUAUUUCAAGCGAUUUUUCGCCAAAUGGAGCACUCCUAGCCGGAAUAAUAUUAUUCAAUUUUUAACAUUUCUCGGGAUUUACCUUGCAUGUAUUUGCAAGGUAGAUCUAAUCAUCGAGGGGAUAUAUUUACUUAUGGACAUAAAAUGAGAAAUAAAUAAUUAUUGUCAAACAAUAAUAUGUUAUAGAAGAGAUUGGAAAAAGUUGUAGAUAUUUUUUCGGUUAUCAUUUUGCGAAUGUCAGUGCAAUACAAAUAUAUUUUACAAUUAUGAUUUUGCUUUGUUUCUUCAUUUUGUUUGAUGGUAAAAUUAUCGAUUGAUUAGAAUUCAAUACUAUAUGCCGAGAAGAGUGAUAACUUUCUCAGAUCCUAUUUUAAAAUUGGACCAAAUCUAUUUUAGGAAACUACUUAGAACAAAAAACAUGCUACCGCACUUACUACAAACUAAAGUCUAUCGUAUUUGCUCCGUUCGUACUUUUUUGAGAAAUAUUCGUAUCUAAAUUGUGAUUUUACCAAAUACGGAGCACCACGUUGCUCACCUAUUUUGGUCUAGAAUUAGUUUUGAUUGAUCGUGGUGGUCCGGAGCAGUCUGUUUUGUAUCUCUCAAGCGUAUGUACAUUUGGUAGCUUUUUAACACACCCUGGCAGUUGAUAGUGUAGCUCAUACGUAGAAAAUAACCAAACUAGCAUUAGAGCUUAGGUUUGGAGAACUUAGUGCUGUAGAGUCUAAUCCACAAUAGCUUAUUGAUGAAAACGGUUAGGUUUAGCGAAUAACAGCAAGCAUUAAACACGGACUAUUCCUUGGAAUUAAAAUGCGUGUUUUUUAGGAAAUUGAUUUGCAAAUGUUGAGAUUCCAGCUUGAUCUUAAAAAGAAUUAGAGGAAGGUGCCACCAACUCUUCUGAUCGCAUAAUUUUACCAACCUUGUUUCAGUUCGAAUACGAGGACGACGGAAAUUUCUCGAGUGUGUACGAUGUAAUUGAUGGAGUGACACGAUGUCGUUUGGUAUGAAAACCAUUGAAUAUGUUCUUCUUUUGAUAACAACACUAAGUCAGAACUAAGAUAAGUAAGAACUAAGAUCAAUCAGAUCUGCAGAUUUGUACUGUGUCAACAACAUUAUGGCCAUCAUGUCAAAUUUAAAUUAUACCAAACAUCGUUUUAUCGAACAAUCAGAGCAGUUUUUGGGUUUCCUCGUCCUGUGCUUCAUCUUAUCAUUUCCAGUUUAAAUCAAACUGCCGAAAAUGUUGAAACUAGAAUCGUACUGAAUGAAAAAUAUCACAAAAACUUACACUGUGACAAAGCAAAAAGCAAACAUCACGAUUCUGUCCUCACGUUAAAAAAAAACGAUAUUUUUUCUAUCAAAUGAAGAGCGUCCAAAACUAAUUGUCAAAAGAGUAAUAAAUUCCAAUUUAAGAGUAAGGAUAACAAAGCAAACAAAAAACGAACAAAUUUAUUUGUGAACACAAUAAGAGAAGAAAGAAAAAACGAAGAAAAUCACCGAGCCAUUUAUUUAUUUAACAAAUUAAGAAAAAUCUGAAUUUAAAUCUAACUGUGUGUGUGCGUUGAGAACUUACUGAACAAAUCUCACUGUCCCAUGGGAACACACAAAAAAAUGUCCACCAGUCCGAGUCGAUUUUGCAUGGGAUACAGACAAAACCGCAUGAUGCCACACACUAUUGAAGAAUAAAUUAAUCACCGUCCCUUUUUACGAGAUCGAAGUAAAAGUAAAAGCAUAACAAUUCGUGUGUGUACGUGUAAUGUAAGCAGUUAGUAGGAAAAUCAAUAAUCUCAUUUAACUGAUUGUUUGAGAUUAAGGUAACUGUUAAUUGUUAAACAUAUUAAGAUAUCGUGUGAAUCAACCAACAACGUUUUUAGUUUGUUGAUCGUUUGGCUUUUUUUAGGAUGCACAACGCUCUGGCAAAAGACCGCGUUAGCUAGAUACAUGGUGCUUCAGAUUAAUUUUUGCUUAAUGAUCCAUAUUUUUACUCAUUUUUGGUACCAGGUUUGGCCCUAGUUGUUCCUUAUUUCAACGUAUUAGAAAGAUUUAUGAAUGUUCAAACAAAGAACAACUACGACCAAAUUAGGUACCAGUAGCUUUUCCAAAUGGCUUGUAAUUGAUUAUCAGUGAGAAAAAAAAAUGUAUAAACAAAUCGUACUGAAGAAAUCGAGAAAAGCAAUGUUUUCUUUCCAAGGAACACGUCGUUGCUCACAAGCAAACAUACCUAGUUGAUUAACCGAACAACAAAGAAGUAAACUAAUUCCAUCUUACAUGAAUGAAACGAAAAAAAAAGGAGUAAAAGUUACUGUCCAAAAUAGAGAAUUAAUCACAUUCUAGAGAUUUUAGUAGCCAUAGUCUACCAACAUAAUGUAGAUGAUAAGUUCAGUCCGGAAUAUUAUCUGUAGCGAGGCCAUUGAAGCAUUGAGUCAUUUCUCGCUCCGAAAUAGAACAUACCCUAGCAUUUUGGGAACUAAUCUAAACAGAAGCAUUAACUGAAAUUUGUUCUGUAGAUAGUGAUUCAAAGCAUACCGCAAUCGUAUCCAUACAAUGACUACAACACGAUUACUCAAAUUACUAGGCAUCGGUAUUUCAUUUCUUAAUCAAUUUGUUGAUAGUUACUGCAUUAGUACCCAGUUCUAACGUUGUCAGAAAUGAAUCGUAGAUUUACCUACUAGUAGACGUUUACAUGUUUUUCAUGCGCAACCCAACAGUCCAGACAGACAGGCUCUAAAAUAUGCGUACACCGAUACAGACAGGACCGUUUUUGUCCACCCUUAAAGAACAAAACAUUGGAAAGAGAACACAAUGCAAAAGAUAUUCUAAACACACUGAUCCUCAAGCAUGAUUUUUUUGUUUUCAACUUUUCCUAUGCGUUUCUCCUUUUAGUGCAGAGCAGUAAAACAGGAUUUCCGUCACAUCACAAACUAUUUGCGUGAGUGUGUGUUUCGACGAGCUUGAUAGCUAGAGCAAUAAUCGUUUGUAAUAUUAUUUAAUUCAUAUGCAACAAAUGCAAGCAAGCGGAAGUCAUCAUUUUGUGUUAGAUUCUCUCCCCUUUGGAACCCAGCAAAGCAGAGAUACGAGGUUUGAUAAUUAUUAAAAACACACUUAGGAGCACCUUGACCGUUUCUGUGUUUGCAGCAGCAACUGGAGGCAGGGUAGUAAUUAUCAUUUGCUAACUUAUAUUAAUUUAUUGUAUCUCAUUAAAAAUGAACGUCAAAUAUAAUGAAAAAGUCUAUAUUGUAAAAGUCUUACACUGCAAAAAGACCUUAAAAUAUGAAA
Molecule: messenger RNA, 7222 nt
Organism: Aedes albopictus (Asian tiger mosquito)
Lineage: Eukaryota; Metazoa; Arthropoda; Insecta; Diptera; Culicidae
Gene: BicD
Product: protein bicaudal D
Exons: 11
Coding region: 794-3154 (786 amino acids)
Molecular function (GO): dynein complex binding; cytoskeletal adaptor activity
Source: RefSeq, a predicted model, not a curated record